Molecule: messenger RNA, 1911 nt
Organism: Neltuma alba
Lineage: Eukaryota; Viridiplantae; Streptophyta; Magnoliopsida; Fabales; Fabaceae
Product: zinc finger BED domain-containing protein RICESLEEPER 2-like
Exons: 3
Coding region: 1-1911 (636 amino acids)
Molecular function (GO): protein dimerization activity; DNA binding
Source: RefSeq, a predicted model, not a curated record
AUGUCGAAUGCACAAACUGGUCAAGAAGAUUAUAGUGAAAAUGAAAGUAGAACUAUAGAAACACCUGUUAAUGAAAAGGAAAAAGACACUGGUUUGACAAGUAUUGAGGGUGAGGAAGGAGAUGAACCGAGAGCAAAGAGACAGAAAUCUGCGGUUUGGGAUCAUUUUGACAAGCUUCCUUUAAGCCAGACAAAUGGGCAACUUCGAGCAAAGUGCAAGUAUUGUCCAACAACAAUUGCUUGUCACUCUUCAUAUGGGACAAGUGGAUUAAAAAAACAUAUAGAGAGUUGUGUCUUAAAUCCAAACCGAAUUAAUAAGAAGACACAAUCUUUGUUGUCAAGCUCUCAAUUAGGUUCUUCUAAAACAUUGAGUCAUCAUGUAUUCAAUCAAGAAGAAUGUAGAAAAGGUGUUGCAUUAUUUGUUAUAUUGGAUGAAAUGCCUUUUCGAGUUGUGGAAGGUGAUGGGUUUAAAGAAAUGAUGACUAGGAUAGAACCCCGUUUUCAAGUCCCAUCAAGAGCGACUGUCACUAGGGAUUGUUUGGGUUUGUAUCUUGAAGAAGCGAGGAAGUUGAAAAUGUAUUUUAAAAGAACCAAAAUUGAUGAGGAAUGGAUAUAUCAAAAGAGAAUCUUGAAUUUUUGUGUAGUUGAAAAUCAUAGGGGUGAUACAAUUGCAUCAGAAAUAGAGAAAUGUUUAUUAGCUUGGGGCAUUGAGAAAGUGUUUACUAUCACAGUUGAUAAUGCGUCUUCAAAUGAUAAUGCAGUGGCAAAAUUAAAAGAUGUUUUGAGCCAUUGGAAUGGUUUGGUAUUUAAUGGGGACUUCUUGCACUUGAGGUGUUGUGCACAUAUUUUGAAUUUAAUUGUUUGUGAUGGUGUGAAGGACAUGCACAAAUCUAUUGAAGGCAUUCGCAAUGCCAUUAAAUAUGUGAGGUCUUCUCCAGGAAGGUUGCUUAAAUUCAAAGAGCUUGUUGAGAAAAUGAAAAUUGACUCUAAGAGCCUCCUAACCAUGGAUUGUCCAACUAGGUGGAAUUCAACUUACAUCAUGUUGGAGAAUGCUAUUAAAUUCAGUAGCGUCUUUGAAAGAAUGGAGAAAGAGGAUAAUGAUUACACAAACUAUUUUGUGGAGAAAACAUUAAUUGGUCCUCCUGAUGCUUCCAAUUGGAAAGAUGCUAAAGAAUUUGUUGUCUUUUUAAAAGUGUUCUAUGACAUCACUUUGCAAUUUUCAGGAUCACUUUAUGUUACCUCAAAUGUAUGCUUUCAACAUAUAGCUGAUGUGUUUGUUAUCCUGCAUACAAGGGCAAAUAAUCCUAAUUUUCUGGUGUCUGAUAUGGCUAAGAGGAUGAAAGUUAAGUAUGAAAAGUAUUGGGGAAAGUUGGAGAAUCUCAAUCCUUUGUUGGUAAUAGCAAUGGUUCUUGACCCUAGGUAUAAAAUGAAGUUUUUGAAGCUUGCUUUUCAUGAGAUGUUCCCUGAUUCUACACAACGUGAAGCCAUGACAAAUAGAGUCACAAAUGCCUUGUAUUGUUUGUAUGACUUCUAUUUAAGUGGGCAUGAAACAAACACAUCUGAAUCUCAAAAUCAAAGUCAGACACAAGCAUCAAGUGAACCUGCUGGCUUAAGUCAACUUCAGAUGGCAAUGUUGGAAUCUAGGCCUCUACUGCAACUAUUUGUUGCCCAAAACGAGGUUGAAGUUGAAACAGAUAAAUAUGCAGAAGUGGAGAGGUAUUUUCAAGCUAAGUUAGUUGAUGUUCUUCAUCCUAACUUUGAUAUUUUGGCAUGGUGGAAAGUGAAUAGUUCUAAAUACAAAAUCCUUUCAUUGAUUGCACGUGAUGUCUUGGCCAUGCCUGUAUCCACUGUAUCUUCAGAAUCUGCAUUUAAAUUGGUUAUCUCCAUCUACAUUAAAAGUAAAGGGAUUUGA